AUGGCGAGUCACCAGAAAACUCAAUGGGACCAGGAUAUCGGCCCUCCAGUGUCUUUCCCAAGUGCAGCAUCUCGACCUGGACGGGUUGAACUUACAGGCAAGACAGUAACGCUGCAGCCGUUGGCACCGAGACAUGCUCUUGAUCUAUGGCCGGAGAUCCAGGAUGAGAAGACUGGCCACAUCUGGACAUACAUGGGUGAUGAGCCGUAUCGAACACUUGAAGCUUUCCAGAGAGCCGUCACCACCAAAUCCGAGUCUACGGACCUGGUCUUUUCUGCGAUCAUAAAUAACCAAACCCACAAAGCUGUCGGAUGGGCUUCCUACAUGCGUAUCGAUCCCACCAACCGUGUGAUGGAAGUCGGCAAUAUCCUAUUUUCACCAUCACUGCAACGAACCAAAGCUGCCACGGAGGCCAUGUACCUCAUGAUGAAACACGCAUUCGAGGACCUAGGCUAUCGCAGGUAUGAGUGGAAAUGUGACAACCACAACCGGCCCUCGAAACGGGCCGCACUACGCUUUGGCUUUACCUUCGAAGGUGUGUUCAGACAGCACAUUAUAUACAAAGGAAGGUCAAGGGAUACUGCUUGGUUCUCCAUAAUUGACACGGAAUGGCCCACGGUCAAGAAUGCAUUUGAGAAAUGGCUGGAUGAUAGCAACUUUGACGAUAAUGGCACGCAGUUACACCGCUUAGAGGACUUCAGAGACGCGAUGCCUGCGCAGAAGGGACCUAUCACUCUUGAGGGGAUAAGGUAA
This is a messenger RNA of Exophiala spinifera, 753 nucleotides long. RefSeq lists its product as uncharacterized. The coding region runs from base 1 to 753 and encodes 250 amino acids. NCBI's taxonomy places the organism in Eukaryota, Fungi, Ascomycota, Eurotiomycetes, Chaetothyriales, Herpotrichiellaceae. The transcript has 2 exons. Gene Ontology annotation, molecular function: protein-N-terminal-alanine acetyltransferase activity; protein N-terminal-serine acetyltransferase activity. The record is from RefSeq and is a predicted model, not a curated record.